Molecule: messenger RNA, 978 nt
Organism: Meloidogyne enterolobii
Lineage: Eukaryota; Metazoa; Nematoda; Chromadorea; Rhabditida; Meloidogynidae
Source: the annotation of a GenBank genome assembly
UUUUUUGGGUGGAAAUUUUUUUAUCAUUUACAUAAUUUUAUUUUUUUACAGAUAAAUAACGGGUAUUUAAAUAAUCGUUAUUUAAAAAUGUCUGAAACUAAUUUUGUUUUAAAUUUUAUUUCUGGAGGUGUUGGGGGAUGUUGUGCUGUGAUUGUAGGCCAUCCUUUUGACACAGUCAAAGUUAGGCUUCAAACAAUGCCGAGACCAAUAAAUGGCCAAAAACCUUUGUAUACGGGUGCUAUGGACUGUGCUAGACAAACUGUUACGAAAGAAGGAUUUUUUGCUCUCUAUAAAGGAAUGGCAGCACCUUUAGUUGGCGUUUCUCCUUUAUUUGCUGUCUUCUUUGGUGGUACAGCUGUCGGCAAAUGGUUAUUACAGAAAGAUCCUAAUCAAAAACUUUCUUUUGGUCAAAAUUUUACUGCAGGAGCUAUUGCUGGUAUUUUCACAACUUCUGUAAUGGUUCCAGGUGAAAGAAUUAAAUGUAUACUUCAAGUUCAACAUUCGGGUGGAGCUGCUCAAAAAUAUGAUGGACCAGUAGAUGUUGUCAAAAAAUUAUACAAAGAAGGUGGAAUUAAAAAUAUUCCUGCAAGCGGUGCUUAUAUUUCUGUAUAUGAAUUUUUGAAAGCCAAAUUCUCUGGUGAACAAGGAAAAUUAACACCGAUGACAACUUUAAUGGCUGGAGGGUUUGCAGGAAUAGCUAACUGGUCUGUGUGUAUUCCAGCUGAUGUAAUGAAAUCCCGUUUACAAACAGCUCCGGAAGGCAAAUAUCCUGGUAAUAUUAGAAAAUAUUCCUUAAAAUUAAAAAUUAUUUUAGAUGGAAUAAGAGGUGUAUUUCGUGAAAUAAUGCGUGAAGAGGGUCCUCGUGCUUUAUUUAGAGGUUUUGCACCUGUUAUGUUAAGAGCAUUUCCUGCUAACGCUGCAUGUUUUUCUGGUUUAGAAUUAACUCUUUGGCUAUUCCGUAAUUUACAUAUGGGUUAA